Acanthosepion pharaonis is the source of this 651-nucleotide messenger RNA. Lineage: Eukaryota; Metazoa; Mollusca; Cephalopoda; Sepiida; Sepiidae. The record is from the annotation of a GenBank genome assembly.
AUGCCAUUAUUUAUCUAUCUAUCUAUCUAUCUAUCUAUCUAUGUAGUUAUUUGUCCAAUUCGUGGCUUUUUUCCAUUUUGCAUCUAUCUAUCUAUCUAUCUAUCUAUCUAUCUAUCUAUCUAUCUAUCUAUCUAUCUAUCUCAUUCUGUUCAUUAUCUAUCUAUCUAUCUAUCUAUCUAUCUAUCUAUCUACAUAGUUUAUGAAUAUUCCCCCUCUCUUGAUGACAACCAGUUCAAACCAUUCUCUCUUUCCCCCUUUUUCCGACAACGCAUUUUCUCUUCUCAAUGUUUUUACAUAAUUUCGUGUUACCGCCCCCCCCACCCCACACGACCAAGCCCAUCCUUUCCCUCUUCUUGUCUCUCUUUAUUUAUUUGGCUUCUCACUCUCUUUAACCCUCGUCCCACUAUAAGCGCAAAUCCCCGCACCUCCGUCCCACUAAUAAGCGCAAAUCCCGCACCUCCUCCUUUUCGAUCAUUCUUCCCCCGUUCUCUUUUCCAUCUCAUCAAUUCUUCCUGCUUUCUUUUUUUUUCUCUAAAAUCUAUUCCUUCCGUUUCCUGUCUAAAACUUCCUUCCUUAUUCUUUUCUUCAUUCUUUCUUUCCAGAUAUUUUCUCCAAGAAUCUAUUCCUUAUGGCCCUUCCUUCUCUUUCUGA